Antechinus flavipes (yellow-footed antechinus) is the source of this 1612-nucleotide messenger RNA. RefSeq lists its product as uncharacterized. The coding region runs from base 1 to 1488 and encodes 495 amino acids. Gene Ontology annotation, molecular function: GTPase activity; GTP binding. The transcript is spliced from 8 exons. Lineage: Eukaryota; Metazoa; Chordata; Mammalia; Dasyuromorphia; Dasyuridae. The record is from RefSeq and is a predicted model, not a curated record.
AUGUGUUCUAAGAAUUAUUUCAUCCCUUUUGAUCUUUGUUCUGUCAUCUAUGAACUCAGCCUCCUCCUGAUGGCUGAAGCGAAAGGGAGACCCCGAAAUAGCUCUUUGAAGCCUCCAUCCGUCCACGGUAAGGCUGGUGCAAGCGCUGCCAUUGCCCGGCCCUCCGGGCUCGGCCAUUGGCUGCCGGGACAAGUGGGGGCUCGGCGACCCGCCAAACCCAGCCCCGCGCGCCCGCCGAUUGGCCAGGGCUCUUUCUCCCUGGUGCCGAGCGCGCUUUCCCGCGGAGCAGCAGCAGCUAGUGAGCGAGCGAGCGAGCGAGCGAGCGAGCGCAGCGAGCGGCUCCCAAACUUUUCCCGGUGGCCGCGCUCGCUGGUGAACUUGGCCGUGGGCGGGCGCGGAGGAGGCUGCCUGGUCAGGAGACGCCUCGGCCCCGCGGCUGCGACAGUAGCGGCGGCGGCGGCGGCGGCGGCGGCGGCAGCAGCCGGAGAGGGCACGCUCGCCGAGAGAGACUCCUGUGCAGCCGCAGCCGCAGCCGCGGGCCGUCCGGCCGUCGGGCCGUCCCUGCCGCCGCCGCCGCCGCCGCCACUGGCCCGUGGGCCCGCCGCCGGCCCCACCGAGCCAGGCCGCUGCCGCUGCCGCUGCUGCCUGCGCCGCCGCUACCGCCACCUCCCGCCUCCAGCGACCAUGUGGCACUUCUCCACCUCGGCCAUAGCGCCCUACUCCACCAACUUUCUGUUGGUGCCUAUCCCCGAGUGCCCCGGGCCGGUCUGCCCACCCCCGGGCAAGGCCAUAAAGAUCGUGGUGCUGGGGGCCAGCAGUGUCGGCAAGACUGCCCUGGUGGUCCGCUUCCUCACCAAGAGAUUUAUUGGCGACUAUGAGGCCAACACCGGUUCCUUGUACUCUCGACAAUUCACCCUUGAUGGAGAAGAAAUCUCUCUCCAGGUUCAGGAUACCCCCUAUGUGGCCAUGGAGGAGAAUAGCGAGGUCAUCAUUUGCCAGGAGCAGGUGAACCGCUCCAUCUAUUGGGCAGAUGGUUUUGUGUGUGUCUACUCCAUCACUGAUCAUGCUAGCUACCGCAUCAUCCGGCCUCUGUACCAGCACAUCCGCAAGAUUCAUCCCAAUGCCAACAUCCCCCUGCUGCUGUUGGGCAACAAGGGUGAUCUGCUUAGGGCCCGCCAAGUGUCCUCGGAUGAGGGGGAGCAGCUGGCUGGGGAGCUGGGUGGCAGCUACUCGGAGGUGUCUGCCCGGGAGAAUUUCGACAGCGUGAAUGAUGCUUUCCAGCAACUGUGCCAGCUGGUGGGCCGUGUCGGGGGUGGCGGCGGCAGCCCCAGCGUCGGCCCUAGUGCUAACGCCAACGCCAACGCUGGUACCUGCGGCGGUGUCUGUGUGGAAAAGCGCAGGGGCCUCCACCUGGCCCGCCCCAAGUCCCCCAACAUGCAGGACCUGAAGCGGCGCCUGAAGCAGGCCCUCUCCUCAAAGAGCAGAUGAAGACACUGGAGCUCAGCUGCGCAGUGACUUGUGCAGGGUCCGAUAAGGAACGAAGCUGGGACGAGGACCCGGGAUGCAUUACUGAAGCCAAGGCUGAUAUAUUAAAAUAAUAACUUUAACCUCA